Molecule: messenger RNA, 3978 nt
Organism: Closterium sp. NIES-65
Lineage: Eukaryota; Viridiplantae; Streptophyta; Zygnematophyceae; Desmidiales; Closteriaceae
Source: the annotation of a GenBank genome assembly
AUGACCCCGCCCCAUUCUCCCUCUUUCCAUCACCCCGCCCCAUUCUCCCUCCUUCCAACACCCCGCCCCAUUCUCCCUCCUUCCAUCACCCCGCCGCAUUUCCAUCACCGCGACCUAUUCUCCCGCUUUCCAUCACCCCGCCCCAUUCUCCCGCUUUCAAUCACCCCGCUCCAUUCUCCCGCUUUCCAUCACCUCGCCCCAUUCUCCCGCUUUCUGUCACCCCGCCCCAUUCUCCCGCUUUCUGUCACUUCGCCCCAUUCUCACUCCUUCCAUCACUCUGCCCCAUCCCCCCUCCUUCCAUCACCCCGCCCCAUCCUCCCUCCUUCCAUCACCCUGCCCCAUUCACCCGCUUUCCAUCACCCCGCCCCAUUCUCCCGCUUUCCAUCACCCUGCCCCAUUCUCCCGCUUUCCAUCACCCCGCCCCAUUCUCCCGCUUUCCAUCACCCCGCCCCAUUCUCCCGCUAUCAAUCACCCCGCCCCAUUCUCCCGCUUUCCAUCACCCCGCCCCAUUCUCCCACUUUCCAUCACCCCGCCCCAUUCUCCCGCUUUCAAUCACCCCGCCCAAUUCUCCCGCUUUCCAUCACCCCGCCCCAUUCUCCCGCUUUCAAUCACUCCGCCACAUUCUCCCGCUUUCAAUCACCCCGCCCCAUUCUCCCGCUUUCCAUCAUCCCGCCCCAUUCUCCCUCCCUCCAUCACCCCGCCCCAUUCUCCUGCUGUCCAUCACACCGCCCCAUUCUCCCGCUUUCCAUCACCCCGCCCCAUUCUCCUGCUUUCCAUCACCCCGCUCCAUUCUCCCGCUUUCCAUCACCCCUCCCCAUUCUCCUGCUUUCCAUCACCCCGCCUCAUUCUCCCUCCCUCCAUAACCCCGCCCCAUUCUCCUGCUGUCCAUCACACCACCCCAUUCUCCCGCUUUCCAUCACCCCGCCCCGUUCUCCCUCCUUCCAUCACCCCGCCCCUCUCUCCCCCCUUCCAUCACCCCGCCCCAUUCUCCCGCUUUCCAUCACCCCGCCCCAUUCUCCCGAUUUCCAUCACCCCGCCCCAUUCUCCCUCCUUCCAUCACCCCGCCCCAUUCUCCCACCUUCCAUCACCCCGCCCCAUUUCCAUCACCGCGCCCUAUACUCCUGCUUUCCAUCACCCCGCCCCAUUCUCCCGCUUUCCAUCACCCCGUUCCAUUCUCCCGUUUUCCAUCACCCCGCCCCAUUCUCCCGCUUUCCAUCACCCCGCCCCAUUCUCCCGCUUUCCAUCACCCCGCCCUAUUCUCCCGCUUUCCAUCAACCCGCCCCAUUCUCCCGUUUUCCAUCACCCCGCCCCAUUCUCCCGCUUUCCAUCACCCCGCCCCAUUCUCCCGCUUUCCAUCACCCCGCCCCAUUCUCCCGCUUUCCAUCACCCCGCCCCAUUCUCCCGCUUUCCAUCACCCCGCCCCAUUCUCCCGUUUUCUGUCACCCCGCCCCAUUCUCCCGCUUUCUAUCACUGCGCCCCAUUCUCACUCCUUCCAUCACUCUGCCCCAUCCCCCCUCCUUCCAUCACCCCGCCCCAUCCUCUCUCCUUCCAUCACCCUGCCCCAUUCACCCGCUUUCCAUCACCCCGCCCCAUUCACCCGCUUUCCAUCACCCCGCCCCAUUCUCCCGCUUUCCAUCACCCCGCCCCAUUCUCCCGCUUUCCAUCACCCCGCCCCAUUCUCCCGCUAUCAAUCACCCCGCCCCAUUCUCCUGCUUUCCAUCACCCCGCCCCAUUCUCCCGCUUUCCAUCACCCCGCCCCAUUCUCCCACUUUCAAUCACUCCGCCCCAUUCUCCCGCUUUCAAUCACCCUGCCCCAUUCUCCCGCUUUCCAUCACCCCGCCCCAUUCUCCCUCCCUCCAUCACCCCGCCCCAUUCUCCCCAACUUCACCCCGCCCCAUUCUCCCGCUUUCUGUCACUGCGCCCCAUUCUCCCUCCUUCCAUCACUCUGCUCCAUCCCCCCUCCUUCCAUCACCCCGCCCCAUCCUCCCUCCUUCCAUCACCCUGCCCCAUUCACCCGCUUUCCAUCACCCCGCCCCAUUCACCCGCUUUCCAUCACCCCGCCCCAUUCUCCCGCUUUCCAUCACCCCGCCCCAUUCUCCGGCUUUCCAUCACCCCGCCCCAUUCUCCUGCUUUCCAUCACCCCGCCCCAUUCUCCCGCUAUCAAUCACCCCGCCCCAUUCUCCCGCUUUCAAUCACCCCGCCCCAUUCUCCCGCUUUCCAUCACCCCGCCCCAUUCUCCCGCUUUCCAUCACACCGCCCCAUUCUCUCGCUUUCCAUCACCCCGCCCCAUUCUCCCUCCUUCCAUCACCUCGCCCCAUUCUCCCGCUUUCCAUCACCCCGCCCCAUUCUCCCGCUUUCCAUCACCCCGCCCCAUUCUCCCGCUUUCCAUCACCCCGCCCCAUUCUUCCACUUUCCAUCACCCCGCCCCAUUCUCCCGCUUUUUAUCACCCCGCCCCAUUCUUCUGCUUUUCAUCACCCCGCCCCAUUCUCCCGCUUUCCAUAACCCCGCCCCAUUCUUCCUCCUUCCAUCACCCCGCCCCUCUCUCCCCCCUUCCAUCACCCCGCCCCAUUCUCCGGCUUUCCAUCACCCCGCCCCAUUCUCCCGCUUUCCAUCACCCCGCCCCAUUUUCCCUCCUUCCAUCACCCCGCCCCAUUUUCCCUCUUUCCAUCACCCCGCCCCAUUUCCAUCACCCCGCCCUAUUCUCCCGCUUUCCAUUACCCCGCCCCAUUCUCCCGCUUUCCAUCACCCCGCCCCAUUCUCCCGUUUUCCAUCACCCUGACCCAUUCUCCCGCUUUCCAUCACCCCGCCCCAUUCUCCCGCUUUCCAUCACCCGGCCCCAUUCUCCCGCUGUCCAUCACACCGCCCUUUUCUCCUGCUUUCCAUCACCCCGCCCCAUUCUCCCGCUUUCCAUCACCCCGCCAAAUUCUCCCGCUUUCCAUCACCCCGCCCCAUUCUCCCUCCUUCCAUCACCCCGCCCAAUUCUCCCGCUUUCCAUCACCCCGCCCCAUUCUCCCUCCUUCCAUCACCCCGCCCAAUUCUCCCGCUUUCCUUCACCCCGCCCCAUUCUCCCUCCUUCCAUCACCCCGCCCAAUUCUCCCGCUUUCCAUUACCCCGCCCCAUUCUCCCGCUUUCCAUCACCCCGCUCCAUUCUCCCGCUUUCCAUCACCCCGCCCCCUUCUCCCACUUUCCAUCACCCCGCCUCAUUCUCCCGCUUUCAAUCACCCCGCUCCAUUCUCCCGAUUUCCAUCACCGCGCCCCAUUCUCCCGCUUUCCAUCACCCCGCCCAAUUCUCCCGCUUUCCAUCACCCCGCCCCAUUCUCCCGCUUUCCAUCACCCCGCCCCGUUCUCCCUCCUUCCAUCGCCCCACCCCUCUCUCCCCCCUUCCAUCACCCCGCCCCAUUCUCCCGCUUUCCAUCACCCCGCCCCAUUCUCCCGCUUUCCAUCACCCCGCCCCAUUCUCCCUCCUUCCAUCACCCCGCCCCAUUCUCCCUCCUUCCAUCAUCCCGCCCUAUUCUCCCGCUUUCCAUCACCCCGCCCCAUUCUCCCGUUUUCCAUCACCCCGCCCCAUUCUCCCACUUUCCAUCACCCCGCCCCAUUCUCCCGCUUUCCAUCACCCCGCCCCAUUCUCCCUCCCUCCAUCACCCCGCCCCAUUCUCCUGCUGUCCAUCACCCCGCCCCAUUCUCCCGCUUUCCAUCACCCCGCCCCAUUCUCUCGCUUUCCAUCACCCCGCCAAAUUCUCCCGCUUUCCAUCACCCCGCCCUAUUCUCCUGCUUUCCAUCACCCCGCACCAUUCUCCCUCCUUCCAUCACCCCGCCCCAUUCUCCCGCUUUCCAUCACCCCGCCCCAUUCUCCCGCUUUCCAUCACCCCGCCCCAUUCUCCCGCUUUCCAUCACCCCGCCCCAUUCUCCCGCUUUCCAUCACCCCGCCCCAUUCUCCCGCUUUCCAUCACCCCACCCCAUUCUCCCGCUUUCAAUGA